Messenger RNA from Colletotrichum navitas, 475 nucleotides. RefSeq lists its product as uncharacterized. The record is from RefSeq and is a predicted model, not a curated record. Bases 8 to 475 code for a protein of 155 amino acids. Lineage: Eukaryota; Fungi; Ascomycota; Sordariomycetes; Glomerellales; Glomerellaceae. The transcript has 2 exons.
GCUGGACAUGCGAGGGGCCACCGCGGUCUCGGCCUCCCCCCUCUCUUCCACCACACUAGUGCUGAUGAGGGUUGGAGUCAUGGAAGGGCGCGCAGCGACACGGAGGUCGCCCGGGAUCCCGGUCGCUACGGCAGAACUGGAGGAGGUCGGCCGCUUGUCCUGGCUGGGAUGUAUGUAUGGUGCAGAUUUUGAGCUACCGUAUGUUCGUUCGCCGGUAAGUCUAGCGAGGAACGGCUUUAGCGAAGGACCCCUGGGAAAGGAGCUCCUUUCCACUUCCAUUCUACUGUCUUGCAUGCACCAGUCCAGGACGCGUCUCUGUUUCCGUAUUUCUAGAUGGCCUUACCCUCCAGCUUGUGAUUCGGGAAACCUGUACCUACGCCAACCGGUCUCGCAUCUUGAAGGUGCUGGAGCCGUCGGUGAUACACCGGUCUCGGCACACCGCACAUAUUCUCCACAGCUUUGGCCACAACGUUGA